AACCAUCCCUAGUCUUCGACUCCUCGGUGUAUGUCCUGAGUGAGAGCGUCAUAAAAGCAUCGUCUUUCCCUCUUCUCUACCUGCAAUUGAUUCAUUCUUUGCCGUGCGCAUCGCAACACCAUGGAUAUUGUCUUGGAAAUCUGGGAUACCUUUCUAGGGGAUCGCCUCUACUCUACACUACUCCCACUCUCUCUUCAGUCAUCAGUAUCAUCCCCUGGACUGGUGAACCUCAGCAACAGCACUUUAGCCCUGUUUGGCGCCUCGUCUCCCUUCGUCUAUGAGCCGGCUACCGCGCUGUUCUCGCUGGAACCAAGUCAAUAUGCGUACAUGAGCGCUUGGCCCCGCAACAACAUCUAUCGCCAGUUCUUAAGCUUCUUCCUGAUUGUCUGGAUCUUUGGUAUCAUCGUCUACUUUAUUUGCGCCACCCUCUCCUACAUCUUCAUCUGGGACAAGACGACAGUGAAUCACCCCAAAUACCUGAAGAACCAGAUUCCAAUGGAAAUUACCCAGACCAUGCAGUCGAUGCCCAUCAUGUCCCUGUUGACUGCACCUUUCCUGGUCGCCGAAGUUCGAGGCUACGCCAAACUCUAUGAUACGGUUGCGGAGGAGCCCUUUGCCUAUUACAGCAUCCUGCAAUUCCCUCUUUUCAUCCUCUUCACCGACUUCUUCAUCUACUGGAUUCACCGAGGCCUGCAUCACCCCAGAAUUUACAAGCACCUGCACAAACCUCACCACAAGUGGAUCAUGCCGAGUCCUUUCGCGUCGCACGCCUUCCACCCCCUGGACGGGUGGUCGCAGAGUGUCCCAUAUCACGUCUUCCCCUUCAUCUUCCCUCUCCAGAAGCUAGCCUAUGUUUUCCUGUUCGGGUUCAUCAAUCUCUGGACGGUUCUGAUCCACGAUGGAGAAUACGUUGCCAACAGCCCUGUGAUCAACGGCGCCGCGUGCCACACAAUGCACCAUCUCUAUUUCAACUACAACUAUGGCCAGUUCACUACCCUUUGGGACCGCCUCGGUGGCAGUUAUCGCAAGCCAAACGAGGAACUGUUCCGUCGCGAGACCAAGAUGGGCAAGCAGGAGUGGGAAAGACAGUCCAAGGAGAUGGAGACCAUCCUCAAGGACGUCGAAGGCAAAGAUGACCGGACUUAUCUUGAAAAGGAUGCGAAGAAGAACCUAUAAAUAAGAACAGGAUGUCAGCGAGAGUAUGACUUCCAGUACAAAUAACGAAGAAAUGAUGGAUAAGGAGAGAUCCGGCAAUUUCAUUUUGCCAGAAAAAAAGAUGAAAACCGAGAAACGUUUCGAAGUUUCAUUGUCUUUUCCUCGGUCAGGACGAAUGUUCUGCGAAUGUUUCUGCUUUUGACCAGGUUUCAAUGCCUUCCACACAAGGGAUCCUGAGGAUCCCGGCAUGUCGCCGCAUCAACUAUCACGUAUCCUUUUGCGCAGUAUUCCAAAGUGGCGUUGGGACUCUUGGCUGCUGCUGCUGCUGCUGCUUCUUACGUGUGACUUGAUGAGGUUAUGCUUUUUCUUCCCCCUUACCCUUGAAUAUCAUUCUUGUAAUACCGCCCACUAUACUUAGUUUUACUAAUCAGCACUCUUGAUUUUUUUUUGUACCAUUACUUUUCCUGC
Penicilliopsis zonata CBS 506.65 is the source of this 1623-nucleotide messenger RNA. RefSeq lists its product as hypothetical. The record is from RefSeq and is a predicted model, not a curated record. The coding region runs from base 121 to 1176 and encodes 351 amino acids. Gene Ontology annotation, molecular function: iron ion binding; oxidoreductase activity. Gene Ontology annotation, biological process: lipid biosynthetic process. NCBI's taxonomy places the organism in Eukaryota, Fungi, Ascomycota, Eurotiomycetes, Eurotiales, Aspergillaceae. The transcript is spliced from 2 exons.